GUUAAGCUGUUUAAAUGGAACUUUCUUUGGGUAACCCAAAUCCAGGGCGGGCACUUCCUACCAAAACCUUUUCUCUCAGGCGUAGAAAUAGCCAAGGAAAGUCGGCAUUCCUUUUACACCUGCUGAGCAACAAGGAUCCGUUGUUAGAGAACUUGCAAUUCAAGCAGUAACAAUGGUGAAAGCGUUCAGAGUUUAUGAGCUCGGCGGACCAGAGGUCCUGAAGUGGGAGGAUGUUGAAAUAGGAGAGCCAAAGGAGGGUGAGAUUCGUGUGAAGAACAAGGCAAUAGGACUCAACUUUAUUGAUGUGUAUUGCCGUAAAGGAACUUUCAAACUUUCUGCAACGCCCUUCACUCCAGGUAUGGAGGCAGUUGGAGUGGUGACAGCCGUUGGCCCUGGAUUAACUGACAGGAAAGUUGGGGAUGUUGUUGCUUAUGCUGGUUUACCAAUGGGCUCAUACAGUGAAGAGCAGAUCCUUCCUGCCAAUGUGGCGGUGCCUGUUCCACCUUCUAUAGAUCCCAUUAUUGGAGCAUCUAUCAUGCUUAAGGGUAUGACAGCUCAGUUCCUUGUCCGACGGUGUUUCAAGGUUGAAUCUGGACACAAGGUCCUUAUUCACGCAGCAGCUGGUGGAGUUGGUUCUCUACUGUGCCAAUGGGCUAAUGCACUGGGUGCCACUGUUAUUGGAACUGUGUCAACUGAAGAAAAGGCAGCUCAAGCCAAGGAAGAUGGAUGUCACCAUGUCAUAAAUUACAAAAAUGAGGAUUUUGUUGAAGCUGUCAAGAAGAUAACACCAGAAGGAGUUCAUGUUGUCUAUGAUUCUGUGGGGAAAGAUACAUUCAAGGGAUCAUUGGCAUGUUUAAGGAGUCGGGGAUACAUGGUGAGCUUUGGGAUGGCAUCGGGUACACCAGACCCAGUUCCAUUGUCAGAUCUUGCGGCAAAAUCCUUGUUCUGGACGUGGGGCUCACUAUUCCAGUACGCUGAAACCCGCGAUGAAUUGCUGGAAACCGCUGAAGAUGUAUUUGCUAAUGUGGCAUCAGGUGUCCUACGUGUUCGUGUCAACCACAAAUACCCUUUGGCUCAGGCAGCACAGGCUCAUGCAGACCUUGAGAGCCGGAAGACAACUGGUUCUGUAGUGUUGAUACCAGAUGGUGCAGAGCUGUAAAUCAUACAAAUACAAACACUUCUGGCUUUGUUGAUAUGAAAUGAAAACAAGGAAUAAGAGAAGCCUGUAUAGAUCUU
Messenger RNA from Telopea speciosissima, 1236 nucleotides. RefSeq names its product 2-haloacrylate reductase-like. The transcript is spliced from 5 exons. The record is from RefSeq and is a predicted model, not a curated record. Gene Ontology annotation, cellular component: cytoplasm; cytosol. NCBI's taxonomy places the organism in Eukaryota, Viridiplantae, Streptophyta, Magnoliopsida, Proteales, Proteaceae. Gene Ontology annotation, biological process: cellular response to oxidative stress. Gene Ontology annotation, molecular function: quinone reductase (NADPH) activity. The coding region runs from base 173 to 1159 and encodes 328 amino acids.